AUGUGGCUUCCAUGGAGCAGGUCGGGAGAUAGCAGAGUGGAAGAGCCUUCAUCAUCUAUUUCAGCCGUCGCCUCCUCCACGUCGUCCAGCUCAAGCGCGGCGGAAAGGAGUCAGCACAUUCAAGCGGAUAGCUCGAGUCAAGAUGUCAGGCCAUAUGUUCCGCAAUCAGAGCCUGCUACUUCAAGGCGGUCUAGCGACCGCGAGCCGUACGAUCAGAGCGCAGAUCCCUCCAUAUCGCAUUCGGACUCGGCCUCUGGCUCGGCAGGUCCUGCACUAGCUACCAUUCCUACCACUGCUUUUCUCCUCGGUUUCGCAGCUGGUGCAUACAACAACGCUUCCAAAGCCGGACUGGUGUUCAUGGCCGAAAAUGCUCAUCGACGUCCAGAUACGGUGCAAGGUUGGUUCUUUUACAACAAAACAAAGGUGAGGGGUACGAGGAUGUUAGGGUUUGAGAAGUAUGAGCAGGUGUUCUGCCGAAUCGAUGCGGAGAUGCUACAGAGACGGAGGGGAUGUUUUGGCUCAGAUGUAGCAUUUCCCGACCUGCCGACGCUGAUGAGGAUCCCUGCUUCAUAUCUCGCGCUCGCCUGGGGCAGAAUUACAAAGUCGUGCUAGCUGCUGGCAAAGGCGGAGCACGGACAGGUCUGAGAUUGGGUCUAUGGACUUUUGCAUUCUUGGCCUUGGAGAAGGGUUGGAGGGAUGUGAGGUUGUGGACUGGAGUAGGAGCAAAUCAACAGACACUUCGGGCGCGAAAUCCUGAAUUACUGCGGAAAGAGGGAGGGAGAGAAGGAUUAGAUGCUUAUAGAUUCGUCGAUGGCGCUCUCGCUGGAUCAGUGGUCGCUUCCUCGGCUGCUCUUUUCUGUGAGUUGAUCGGGUCACCCCCUGCAUCGGAUUUAGCAAGUCAUUCCGCCUCCGGGCGGAGCACGACGAUUGGAUCUCGGCUCGCACGCGUCAGCCACAUCUGAUCAAGCUCGCUCUGCUGUCUGCCUCUGUGCGUGCAGACAAGUUGCCCAAACCUUUGUUGCGAAGAUCAGUGCUUCUCGGACUGGGCGCAGGAGCGUGCUUCGGUGGACUACGAUCUGCACUGCAAUUUGUGGAUGAGGCCAGGUUACAUGGACAAGAUGAAGGGGCACUAGAGGAUGCUGCUCGGCAUCAAGGUGCGGCAUCGACAGAGGUUGGGUGA
Ceraceosorus bombacis is the source of this 1180-nucleotide messenger RNA. The record is from the annotation of a GenBank genome assembly. Lineage: Eukaryota; Fungi; Basidiomycota; Exobasidiomycetes; Ceraceosorales; Ceraceosoraceae.